AUGUCCAAAUUCAUCCCCAUAAACAUAACGCUUUUGGUGACUACAUUUCCCAGAGAGCAUCGCUUUCGCCUACAGUACAUUCUGUUGCUUAUCCGGGGAUGUCACACCGCUGCUAUUUUCUCCCCUCUGUCCCUCUCACUCUCAGCCUACAGCUCCAGCAGACUGACACGGGCUUUCGGAUACACAGAAAUCAACAAUAGGACUCGAGACAAACAGAGGCCGAAAAUGGCAGAGCUGGGCUCGGGAAGCCUGCAGUUAGGAGACUCUGUUUUUAAUUACCAGGAGCGAGAGCUGAGCGAACGGUUAAAACGUCUCUACCCGGCUGUAAACGAGGAAGAGACCCCUUUGCCCCGAUCUUGGAGCCCCAAGGAUAAAUACAGCUACAUCGGACUGUCACAGAACAACCUGCGGGUGCAUUACAAAGGACAUGGAAAGAACCACAAAGAUGCAGCAUCAGUGCGCGCCACACACCCGAUCCCAGCAGCCUGCGGGAUCUACUACUUUGAAGUAAAGAUUGUCAGUAAAGGUCGAGACGGGUACAUGGGCAUCGGCCUGUCCGCCCAGGGAGUCAACAUGAACAGACUGCCUGGGUGGGACAAGCACUCGUACGGUUACCAUGGAGAUGACGGUCACUCCUUCUGCUCCUCUGGGACGGGCCAGCCGUACGGGCCCACGUUUACCACGGGAGAUGUGAUUGGCUGCUGCGUUAACCUCAUCAACAACACCUGCUUCUACACCAAAAACGGCAUCAGUUUAGGUGUUGCCUUCACAGACCUCCCACCCAACCUGUACCCCACUGUGGGGCUACAGACGCCUGGUGAGAUCGUCGACGCUAACUUUGGCCAGCAGCCGUUUGUCUUCGACAUCGAGGACUACAUGAGCGAGUGGCGGGCCAAGAUCCUCGGAAUGAUCGCACGAUUUCCCAUUGGCGAGCGGCUGGGGGAGUGGCAGGGCGUCUUGCAGAACAUGGUGUCCAGCUAUUUGGUGCAUCAUGGGUACUGUGCCACUGCAACAGCCUUCGCCAGAGCCACCGAGACCAUGAUCCAAGAAGAUCAGAGCUCAAUAAAGAACAGGCAAAGAAUACAGAAGCUGGUUCUGGCAGGACGGGUGGGAGAAGCCAUAGAGGCCACUCAGCAGGUUUACCCGGGCCUGUUAGAACGCAACCCGAACCUGCUCUUCAUGUUGAAAUGUCGUCAGUUUGUGGAGAUGGUGAACGGCACGGACAGCGAGGUCUGCUGCUUGACCGUACGCUCGCCAAAGUCCCAGGACAGUUACCCCGACUCCCCCAGCCUCAGCCCCCGCCACGCAGCCAGCAACACACACGUGCACAGUGGAGGAGCAGAUAGCCCCACCUGCAGCAACGGUGUCACCCCUCCCAAUAAAUCCAAGAGCCACAGUGUCAAAUACCCCAGUCCGUCCUCCUCCGCCUCCUCCUCCACCUCCUCCUCCCCUUCCUCCAUCAACUAUUCUGAGUCCAACUCCUCAGACUCCACGAAGAGCCAACCCAACAGCGUCAACAGCAACCAGGAAACCAGUGACAGCGAGAUGGAGGUCGAGGCGGAGCAUUACACCAACGGCAUUGUGGACGGGUCAUCGGCCCGGAUCACGAACGGCACGUACAAACACGAAGAGAUCCUGCAGAUGAACGACAACAGCAUCGGCAACGGGGUCACAGACGACGGCUGCGUCAACAGCAGACAGCUGUGUGGCGGGAACCAGGCGGCCACGGAGCGGAUGAUCCAGUUCGGACGGGAGCUGCAGGCGCUCAGCGAGCAGCUCUGUCGCGAGUACGGCAAGAACGCCACGCACAAGAAGAUGUUACAGGAUGCCUUCAGCCUGCUGGCGUACUCGGACCCCUGGAACUGUCCCGUGGGCCAGCAGUUGGACCCCACCCAAAGAGAGUCGCUCUGCUCCGCACUCAACAGCGCCAUCCUGGAGUCUCAGAACCUGCCCAAGCAGCCGCCGCUCAUGUUGGCGCUCGGCCAGGCCACGGAGUGCGUGCAGCUCAUGGCCCGGGUCCAGGCCGGUUCCUGCUCCUUCGCCAGAGUCGACAACUUUUUGCACUAGCGCAGGCUCAGCUUCAUGUUAAGUAGCACUGAGAAGGCAUGUCCAGCUGGUGGUUACCAUGACGAUGAAGAGCACAGAGGAAGGUGCUGAGGAACCAGAGUGAAGAAAGCUCCCUUUUUACUUUAGUAUUAUCAAAUAAAAUUUGUGUGACACUAUUUAAAGAUAAUUAAUAUUAUUAUGUUUUUAGAUUUUUUUUUCCAAUUGUUCAUCUGUUGACCUCCUGUCUUUUUUUAAAGUUUUUUUCAUGCUUUAACGGCAGACUUCUCACACAAUCAGUAUUUUCUUCUCAUUUUCGCUCCUGUUCAUCAUAUUCCACGACAACAUGCCAAUAAGCCAGUCUCCAUGGCGACCCUCACACCUGUAGACCACCUGAGCAAUACCUGAGGAGCAUUACAUUAUUUUUAAUAGGUCUGAGAAAAGCUGGACUGGAGCGGAAGUGCUUUCAGGGUUUGAAGCUCAGCGUGAGAAAGCUCAUUAACGUCAGACAGGACUGACCGUAAAGAUGGAAUUAUUCCACCACAGCGGAGUCUACAGUUUUUUUGUUUAAAUACCGAGCAGCGUUCUGACAAAGAAGGGAGUUUAAAAGGAAAAACACUAAAUGUAAUUGAAGCUCCUGUGCGUCGGGGGAGCUGGCAGGUCAGAGGUGUCGGAGCCUUAAUUUUACUGUAGCAGCCACUGUCUCAGCCAAUCAGCUGUGUGGCUUGCAGGUGGCAGCGCGCGAUCCCGCCUGCACCUACGACACCCGCCUUCAAGGCUGAGGCUAACACUAUUAUCAUCUGCAUCAAAGGCAGACUAACAAGCACAGUGUGCGCACGUCAAAAAGUCAAGUCUCCUCCGGGGAUUUCAUUAUUGCCGGUUCUUUCGCUCCGAAGCUCGACGUGCUGCGCGUGAGUGCAGCUACAACCAGCAUUUCAAAUAAAGAGGCCAAAUUGUCCAACCAACAGAGAGCCCAUAAUUUUAGACUCCGCUUUGUGAUGAUUAAAUCACUUUUUUUGGGGGGUUCCAACAAGGAUUUGUUGGCUGGAAGAAAAAAAACCCUGAUUGUUUGGAAAUGCUUUUUAUUUUUGCCUUCAAACUUUUCUAAGAUAGUCUCUUUGUCCCUGAGUUUGUUACAUUUUUUGUGCAAUAAUAUCACAAACUAAAACAUACUUCCUGGUUUUAAUCCUCCGCACCAAAAAUCCCCAGAACAAAAUAACGAUGAGAAGC
Molecule: messenger RNA, 3273 nt
Organism: Oryzias latipes (Japanese medaka)
Lineage: Eukaryota; Metazoa; Chordata; Actinopteri; Beloniformes; Adrianichthyidae
Gene: ranbp10
Product: RAN binding protein 10
Molecular function (GO): protein binding
Source: RefSeq, a predicted model, not a curated record